Molecule: messenger RNA, 2828 nt
Organism: Callorhinchus milii (elephant shark)
Lineage: Eukaryota; Metazoa; Chordata; Chondrichthyes; Chimaeriformes; Callorhinchidae
Product: 14-3-3 protein beta/alpha-A
Exons: 5
Coding region: 387-1139 (250 amino acids)
Biological process (GO): signal transduction
Cellular component (GO): cytoplasm
Source: RefSeq, a predicted model, not a curated record
GAAGGCGGUCUGACAGGGGGGAGGGGCCGGGGGCGAGCGCGCGGAGCAUGCGCAGAAGGCGGUCUGACAGGGAGCGGAGAGGGAGGGAGAGAGAGAGAGAGAAAAAAAACAGCCCCAACCGCCAUUUGUCUGCGAGGAAGGCGAGCGGGUGAGAAGCCGUCAGAAAACUACCGUCUUCAGCCCGACAGAGGACGGCGGCUUCUCCGGGGCUCGACUCCGUCGACGGGGCCGCUCGAGCGAAGCCGAGGCCGUGGUGGUGUGAGCCGGACUCGGGAGGGGAAACGGUUAAAAGAAAAUCACCUUAAAUCAAAAAGAGAGUGAGAGAGAGAGUGAGAGAGAGAGAAAAAAAGGUGGUGGGUGGGGAGGGGGGGAAGAAAACGACAGCCAUGGAUAAGAACGAGCUGGUGCAGAAAGCCAAGCUGUCCGAGCAGGCGGAGAGGUACGAGGACAUGGCGGCCGCCAUGAAGGCGGUGACCGAGUGGGGCGAGGAGCUGUCCAACGAGGAGAGGAACCUGCUGUCGGUGGCCUACAAGAACGUGGUGGGGGCCCGGCGCUCGGCCUGGAGGGUCAUCUCCAGCAUCGAGCAGAAGACGGGCGAGGGCGGCGGCGGCGGCGGCAACGACAAGAAGCUGCAGCAGGUGAAGGAGUACCGCGAGAAGGUGGAGGCCGAGCUCAGCGACAUCUGCAACGACGUGUUGGGUCUACUGGAUAAGUACUUAAUUCCCAAUUCCACUACCGCUGAGAGCAAAGUCUUCUACUUGAAGAUGAAGGGAGAUUAUUACCGAUACCUUGCAGAAGUCGCUGCAGCAGAAAAUAAAAAACAAACUGUCGAGAAUUCCCAGACCUCAUAUUCAGAGGCAUUCGACAUCAGUAAGAAGGAGAUGCAGCCCACACACCCCAUCCGGCUAGGUCUUGCUCUCAACUUCUCAGUAUUCUACUACGAAAUCCUGAAUUCUCCUGAGCAAGCCUGCGCACUGGCCAAGACGGCAUUUGAUGAAGCGAUCGCAGAGCUAGAUACACUCAAUGAAGACUCCUACAAAGACAGCACACUCAUAAUGCAACUACUCCGAGAUAACCUGACGUUAUGGACAUCAGACAACACAGCAGAUGAUGCCAAUGGUGGAGAAGGCGAGAACUAACUGCACACACAGGAGGACACGCUCUCCACUCCUCUUUUACAUGUCUUCAUUCCUUAGUGUUCCACUGACAAUGAGUUCCUCCAGGAAAGGAAUUUCUCAAUCACCAAUCCUGAAUAGAUGCACAUGUGAAUGCCACAAUUUAGCCUAUGAAAAAUCUGCAGCUUGGAACAAAUGCCAUUCCUCAGCUUUCUUUUGCUAAUUGUUCUGACUUUGUGGUGUGCAGUCGGUGCGCCUGCUACACAAAACAGCAGAGAUUAAACUCGCAACCGGCGCAUUUGUGAAUAAGUUGAUGUAGGUCCUUUUUGGUUUGCAAUGGAAGUUCAUGAUUUGCCAAGAGCAUCUAUUAUAAUGAGUGGGGGAACAGGAGAGAGAGAAAAAUUAUAUCCCAAAACAUUUAUAUAUUAAAAAAGUGUUUGAAUAGCGCUUAAUACAUUUGGCGGCUGGCUCUUAAAGACCUCUGUUUGAUUGCUUAGGGUCGGGGUUUGGUCCUUGCGUACUCCUGACAUUUACCAGAUAAUGCAAGCUUCUCCUUCCUGCCCAAAGCAAAUGUUCAUCAAGGUUUGAGAGUCGAGGUCUUGGAACUGAAGAUGAUCAAUAUUUAUUAAAACGUGGCUUUUGCAGCUGCCGAGCCACCUCGCGGUGUCGGCUCUGGCUUCCCAGCUGGCUGCCUUGACAGUUGAGUCCCAUGACUGCCUUUCAUUCCCAACCCACUCGCAGAGUGAGGUUUUGACUGUUAUACAGAGAUUGAGAAGCCCAAUGGCAGUGAAAUGUUGCAUUAGUCUUCCCCCACCCCCUCCCCCAGGAGGCUACUAGCCUUGUUUUGGUUGUUUGGGUGGAGGUGGGGGGAGAGGGGGGGAGAAUGGUAUAUUGGAAAAAUGGGGAAAUCUGUUUAAAGGUGUACAUUCAAAACAAGUGUCCCUAACUAAUUAAUUGUGAAUAACUUUUGCCCUUCCGGCUUUCUGCUCAUAUCUGACUUUAUGAGACUGCUGGGUGGAUUACUGAUCUUUCUCCACCUAUUCAGACCGAUCUGCCCUAUUUGAUACCAGCCGAAGUCCAAUUUUCUAUUUUUGCCCGACCAAAUUUGUUACCCUUGUCUGUGCGAGCAGUGACAUUUCACACCAAAGUUGGGCCUGAAAGAACAGACUAGAUUACAGUAAUUGGAACUAAGGGGGCCAACUAAUUUCAGUUGGGUUAAUGGAAGAGGUUAUCAUCUGUACAGAAUAUUCACCAAAAUCUAGUCUGGUUGAUUCUCAAAAUAUAAAUAUAUCACACAGCCAUGUCUGGUAGCUGACUGCAGGUUGUGCGUUUUCAGUGUCAGCUCAUGCAGUGUAGAUACUAUGUGGCCUUUUAUCAAAACUACCACUUGUUUUAUUAGCUAUUGGUUCAGUUCCAGAUCAAUAAAGUGCUAUGUUCCGACUCACCACAAUAUUUGUGACAGGGCGGGGUGGGGGUGGGGGGGGACAACAAAACAGAUUGGAUUUAAUGAACUUGAAGGGACCUACGGUGUCAGGUUUUGACAUUAGUUUUGUCAUGGAAAUAUUGGCAGUAUUUAAUCCAGCACUGUGCUGUAUUCUUAUUCUAUAUAUGUAAAAUUUUAAUGAAGGAUUUACCCUAUUUUUUGUUUUCAAAGUUUGAAGCUGGUAACUGAAAGUGAUAUGCAAUGCAAAUAAAACAUUCUUCACUAUUCAA